GAAUAACGAUUGGUGCAUACCUUUUUCAUAUAAACACAAUUCAGUUUUGGAACGUAAAACUAGCUCAAUCAUUUGCUGUGGAUGAUGAAGCACCUUCAUACAUAGAUCUCAGUAAAAUCACUUCUGAAGAGCUUAAAGAGACGCAGACUAUCAUGGAAGAUAAAGUAUAUAGAAUUUGGACUGUAUUAUCUGCAUUUGAAGAAUCGGCUGCUGGUUGUAUAUCCGACAUGUUACUUCAUGUCUCUGAAGGCAGUUAUGCUGAAGGUGUCAAAAUGGCAGACUAUUUUGUGACUCAUGUCGAUGUCUUGUUUACAGCCAUUGAUGACUUAGCCUGUCAUUACUACCAACAAACACACCAAGAAUUACUCUAUGAUCGUGAAUCCAGCAUGCUCUGUAAAAAAGUGUCUAAUUUCUUUUCCCUCUUGUCUCAUACACAAGAAAGUGGACUUCGCAAGAUUGGAAUCACACAAGACUUGUUGUCUUUAGUGACAGGACUAGCUCAUUACUUGAAAGUGUUGAUCCGUAUUGGUCUGACAGGUGCCUUGCAGUUGGAAAAAAAGCAUGAUACCAAAUCAGUAGCUACCAGUCGUUUCUUAAGUCAAUUGAUGGAACUAGCCAAUAAGAAGAGACAAUUCCUGCAUGAAUCCGAAUACAAUGUAUCCUCGGGUCUUUGUCAAGUCUGUCGUGAACAAUGUGAAGAUGCAUGUUUUCGACACAAGCAUACAUUAUGGCAUAGUGCAUGCUUUACCUGUACUCAAUGUACUCGGUCACUUGGCAAUGAGUACAGUGAGGUGUAUGUUCAAGAGAACAACCUUGUCUGUCAAAGAUGUAUUGUCAGUAAAGAAGGAUAUGAACAAGGUGUGGAGCGUAUCUCGAAAUUGAAACAGUCUUCUUUCUUGUUAAGUGUGGCUUUACAUAGACUCUAUCGCUUAUUGAAUGUGCCUGAUCCUACCAGUAGUUAUUAUGGUCAUGCCAAUGAACCCACACAGAUCCAACAACAAAUGCAAAUACAACAACAACAAAUGCAGCAAGUUCAAAAACAAAACUUUGCGCCUCCACCUAUCCCUCCAGUCCCUGCUCAUCAUGAAGAGAUCAACUUGAACGAUAUCAAACGCAUGAAAUCCACACAUAUGAACCGAAAGAUCACCAAUUCGCAUCGUGUUGGCAAACGCUCCACUUUGAUGGAAACACCUUUGCCUGCCACUGCCUUUGCUUCUACUGAUGAUCAGAACGAGAGUCGACCUACCAGUGUAGUCUCUGCUCAUCAAGUCAAACGAGCCUCUCAACCAAACGAAAUCGAAGGCAGCGACAUGCCUGGUUCUCAACGUCAAACACGCCAUAAAUACACGAAAUCAGUGCCUAUGGCCAAAAGCUUUUAUUUUGCUGAACUAGGCUCACUUCAACAUUUCAUGCUGAAGCAUAUCGCCGUCCUUUAUUUAGAGGAAAUGUUGCAUGAUCAUUUUACGUUGGAAGAAUUGGCUGACUUGAUUGAUGACCGCAAGAAUUCUACCUUAUGGGGUAAAUUUGUCACCAGUUUAAAAGCGGGCGGCAACAAAAAAGUACCUCGUACAAAAGAGGGCACAUUUGGUGUUGCUAUUGAUGUACUCGUGGACAAGAAUGGUAUUGAGUCUAAUUUGGGUAUUGGUCCAACCCGUAUGAUCAAAAUCCCUUCUUUUAUUGAUGACUGUGUGUCUGCCAUGAAACAAAUGGACAUGUCUGUCGAAGGUAUCUUUCGAAAGAAUGGUAACAUUCGUCGCCUUAAAGAACUAAGCGAAGAAAUUGACAAGAAUCCUGCUUCUGUUCAAUUGGCCAAUGAAACACCUAUUCAAGUGGCUGCCUUGAUCAAAAAGUUCUUGCGAGAAUUACCUGAUCCUCUCUUGACAUUCAAGUUACAUAGACUGUUUAUUACUGCACAAAAAUUGGAUUCUGAAGCGGAUCGUAAGCGUGUCACUCAUUUAGCUUGUUGUUUAUUGCCCAAAGCAAACCGUGAUACAAUGGAAGUCUUGUUUACUUUCAUGAAAUGGGUUUCUCAAUUUGCAGAAGAUCCUUCAGGAAGAGGAGGUGGUGGUAGCAAGAUGGACAUUACCAACCUGGCUACAGUGAUUGCACCCAAUAUUCUGUAUGCUAAAAGCAAAGAUCCUAUGAAGGACGAAUCAUUUUAUGCGAUUGAGACCAUCAAUAUCAUGUUACAAAAUGCAGAAGAAUUCGCCACUGUGCCUGAAGACUUUAUUCCCUUAUUGCAAAACUUGUCUUAUGAAGAAGGCGAUAUGGACAUGAAUGUGCGACACAUUUUGAAAAAGUGUGAAAUGGUCAUGAAAAUGAAGCGAUCUCAAUCAGCAGGUGGUCCUAUUCCACCUCAAUUACCUAGACAGCACUCUUCACCUGCUGCUGUCUUAUCUAAUACUAUGAAUGAAUACCCACCACCUUCUGAACCUCAUUAUUUGUCAUCCUCUCCUCAAGAACAUCCUUAUUGGUUAGAAGAGACUCUAUAUCACCAAAAACCCAUUGGUGCUGCUGUUACAGCUGCAAGUACAUCUGCUAUACCUAUUGUGAGAUCACAGUCUUCUUCUCAACUAAAUGGUAAUGAAGGAAAUGAUUUACUUGUCAAUUAAAAAAGGAAAAAAAAAAAGAUAUUUUAAAGUUCUUCAU
This is a messenger RNA of Gilbertella persicaria, 2649 nucleotides long. RefSeq lists its product as uncharacterized. The coding region runs from base 153 to 2612 and encodes 819 amino acids. Gene Ontology annotation, biological process: signal transduction. NCBI's taxonomy places the organism in Eukaryota, Fungi, Mucoromycota, Mucoromycetes, Mucorales, Choanephoraceae. The transcript has 6 exons. The record is from RefSeq and is a predicted model, not a curated record.